Molecule: messenger RNA, 815 nt
Organism: Pseudo-nitzschia multistriata
Lineage: Eukaryota; Bacillariophyta; Bacillariophyceae; Bacillariales; Bacillariaceae
Source: the annotation of a GenBank genome assembly
CCACACGAAGUACGAGAAAGAAGGAAAAGACAAGAUCCACACACACUAGCAGUCCCCCRAAACACCCAAGCGAUGAUUUCCCUUUCGAGCGCGACCCGGCGCGCUGUGGUGUCGUCGACGACGAGACGAAGCAGAACAACACUCGCGGGAUCGGCGUUGUCGGGAUCCCCCAUCUUGUCCGCUACCCCUUCCGCGCAGUAUCUWCGCCGGCCRGCAACCRCCGUGGGCAAGGCUAGCAAGAACAGGUCUCUCUCGUCGUCUUCCGCUCCACCUUCGUCCAAGCCGCCGACGGGUGCCUCCUCCUCGUCGUCUUCCGGCCCGAAUUCSGGGGGCGGCAGCGAAACCCAAAAGACCGGGACCACGGAACUCKUCCCCAACAUGUUGCUUGCGUCGGUCCUGGGUGGUUUCGUUGUCUCGGUCUUUUCGUACUCGAUGAACGCGGUCGGCCGCGGAGACGGAGACGAGGACCCCCUGGCCCAGCUCAAGGCGGAGGCCCAGGAAGCACGAGACCACCGCGACGGCGCGGGGGUCGGUGGCCCCGGCGGACGGAUGACGCCCGAGGAGAUCGAGGCGCUCGAGAGCGGAAUGGGGGCUUCCCUCGACGCGGACGGGGAACGAGUCGUGCUGGACGUGGCCGUGGCGGCUCCCGCCGACAUUGCCGCGAUCGAGGAGGAGGCGAACCUCAGGGUCUUUCGUCAAAAACAACAGCAGGGCGAAGAACCGAAGAAAAAGAAGCCCUGGUGGAGGUUUGGAUUUUGAUGGACACGGCACGGMACGGAACGGAACRCAGGUCGWAUUAAAUUGCACACAUUAUU